Molecule: messenger RNA, 540 nt
Organism: Postia placenta MAD-698-R-SB12
Lineage: Eukaryota; Fungi; Basidiomycota; Agaricomycetes; Polyporales; Adustoporiaceae
Exons: 3
Coding region: 1-540 (179 amino acids)
Source: RefSeq, a predicted model, not a curated record
AUGUACCCCCAGGAUCCAGGCGGCGAUUGGCCGGGCAAAGACGUCCGUCCGCCUGUUUCAUCACCCAGAUCCCGGAUGCACGUCCACAUUUCCCACUUUGGCCCACACAUCACACCCGCCCGUGGCCGCAGCGUCCCCGAGAUCGCGACCCUAUCGCACCCACAUCAAACGGGUUGCCCUACUUCCCGAUUCUCGCGCCUCGUCUCCGCGAUGCUUAUUAUAUGUCUCGAUCACGGAGGCGGCACCAAAUGGAAGCCCACUGCGCUGGCUCGCCCAUAUCCAGCAAAGCGCGUCGCUAAGGUCGGCAUGUCCCCUAGUGCGACACACGUCAUGCUCGAAUGCCCACUUGGCGUGUUGUCCGGGCUCCUCGACAAGUUCCCAAAUCAUCCCACUCGCGUACACCACGCGUUUGGUGCUCUGAUCCCAUCUGAGAUUGCCUACGUACACUAUUCUCGACCGCUCGUCUGUCGAGGAAAUCCGAGUCUGCCCUUUGCGCCCUUGCCGACGACAAUCAGUCCCGAUGACCUAACCCACGCGUAG